AUGAAUGUCGCCAAGGAAGAAGAUGGAAUAUCUCCAUCUCAAGAAAUCGACUUUUGCACUUUGGGGAUGUUCAUUAUUGAUGAAAUCCACUACCUCCCACCAAAACCCUCAGUAUACGACAUCCUAGGAGGAGCAGGAGCCUACUCAGCACUCGGAGCCCGUCUCUUCUCACCACCACCCUCCUCCCACACCGUAUCCUGGAUCGUCGACGAAGGCUCCGACUUCCCCCCAUCAAUCCGCUCUCAAAUCUCGACAUGGCAAACCUCUUGCCUUAUCCGUACCGAUCAUUCCCGCCUCACAACCCGUGGGUGGAAUGGCUACGAUGAGAACCAAAACCGAGCCUUCAAAUAUACUACCCCGAAACUGCGACUGGAUGAGAACUCCUUAACUGACACUUUAUUAUUCUCAAAAUCGUUUCAUCUUAUAUGUUCACCUGCGAGAUGUAUAGCUUUAACCACAUCCAUCCUGCGCAAACGAAAACGGAUAAAUCCAUACGCUUCAAAACCAAUCUUCAUCUGGGAACCAGUUCCAGAUCUCUGUAUCCCAUCUGAACUCCUCAACACCACUAACGCUUUGCCCUACGGUACUUCCCCCUCCUUUCAAUCACUCAGGCCCUCCUCUCCUCACUUCCUCUCUUCCUCUCCCCCUCCACCUACCAGUCCGUCCUCUAACCUGCAUCUAGUCGACAUCUGCUCCCCCAACCACCACGAACUCGCCACGCUCAUGGGCGACCCCGACCUCGGUCUCGACCCCGUGACAAACACCAUCUCCACCCCCGCCGUCGAACGCGCCUGCGAACAACUCCUCGGCAGCAUGCCCCUCCAAUCCUACACCCUCGUCAUCCGCUGCGGUGCCAAAGGCUGUUAUGUAGCGAAAAAUGGGGGACGGUCUCGAAGACCGUCGGUGGUGAAACGGAAGAGGCCGGCGAAUCAUGCGAGAGGGGGUUUGACGCCGGAGGUUGAUAUGAUGGCGCUGUUUAGUGGAAUGAUAAAUAGGGACGGAUUCCUAGAGCGCGAAGAAGUUACGAUUGAUCCCGGGAUUGAGAGGUGGAUUCCUGCUUAUUUUCCUGUUCCUUCAUCAUCUACUCCUCCUUCCACCACAUUACCAUCACAUCCCCCACCCCCAACAUCCUCUUCCUCUCCCCCAGUAUCUCUCCCACUACCACCAAUCCCAUCCCCGGCCUCUGUCCCUACCCCGAUCCCACCACCAUCCCCUUCCUCAACCUUACCACCACCACCAACAUCCAUUCCCUCUCCCCCUACUCCGUCUCCAAACGAGCACACAGUCAUCGACCCCACCGGCGGCGGAAACACCUUCCUAGGCGGCUUCUCCAUCGCGCUUGCGCGCGGAAAGCCGAUACUGGAAGCUGUGGCGUGGGGAAGCGUCGCGGCUAGUUUUGCGAUUGAGCAGGUUGGGAUGCCCGUAUUAUCGCAGGGUGGGCAGGAGGGAGAGGUUGAAAGACUUGAGAAAGAAGGGAAAGAGAAUUCGGGAGAGUGGGAGGACGAGGGGGAAGGGGAUGUGGGUGAAAGAGAGGUGACAGGGGUGAAAGAGGUGGGGGAUCUCGGAGGAGGGGAGAAGACGGAAGACGAAAUGGAGGAGACAAAGGAACAUGACAACGAAAGGGGAGAACAGGUAGAGCGGGAAAAGGAAAUGGAGAUGAAAGCGGACGCGGUAGCAGAACUGGAAGAGAAAUGGAAUGGCAUCAGCGUAUUCGAAAGAUUAACCGAGUUUCUGGGACGCCCAGAAUUGAAGGGUGUCACAGGCGGGACCUAG
This is a messenger RNA of Glarea lozoyensis ATCC 20868, 1773 nucleotides long. Its product is annotated as Ribokinase-like protein. The transcript is spliced from 3 exons. The record is from RefSeq and is a predicted model, not a curated record. Lineage: Eukaryota; Fungi; Ascomycota; Leotiomycetes; Helotiales; Helotiaceae. Bases 1 to 1773 code for a protein of 590 amino acids.